CGUCGCGAGUUCUACACCGUGACGGCCAAGCUGGACAACUACGUGAAGGACCUUCAUUACAAGGCAGCUUCACACCUGUGCCACAACACGGACGUGAUACUGCUGCCCAAAUUCUCGACUUCGUCCAUGUUGCGCCCAAGUGCUCCGUGGACGCACGCGUUCAACGACCAGAUGAACACGCUGGCCCACUACCAGUUCCGGCGGAGACUGCUGGCGAAGUGCGAGGUGGCGGGCAAGGCCAUGGUGCUAUGCUCUGAGACGUCGAGCCGCAUCUGUGGCCGCUGCUGCCGCCUCUACCUCACACUGCGCAACGAAGAUGUAUUCCGGUGCCCCCACUGCGGCUUCCUGGCUGGACGAGACGAGAACGCGGCCUAUAACAUUCUG
Phytophthora sojae is the source of this 384-nucleotide messenger RNA. RefSeq lists its product as hypothetical. The transcript has a single exon. The record is from RefSeq and is a predicted model, not a curated record. Lineage: Eukaryota; Oomycota; Peronosporomycetes; Peronosporales; Peronosporaceae. The annotation marks the transcript as partial.